Messenger RNA from Chrysochloris asiatica (Cape golden mole), 939 nucleotides. Its product is annotated as olfactory receptor 7D4-like. The record is from RefSeq and is a predicted model, not a curated record. Gene Ontology annotation, molecular function: G protein-coupled receptor activity; olfactory receptor activity. Gene Ontology annotation, biological process: G protein-coupled receptor signaling pathway. The transcript has a single exon. Bases 1 to 939 code for a protein of 312 amino acids. NCBI's taxonomy places the organism in Eukaryota, Metazoa, Chordata, Mammalia, Afrosoricida, Chrysochloridae. Gene Ontology annotation, cellular component: membrane.
AUGGAAACAGAAAACCAAACAAAAGUUUCAGAAUUCCUUCUUAUGGGCCUCUCAGACAAUCCUGAACUUCAGCCCUUAUUCUUCGGACUUUUCUUAUCUAUGGACCUGAUCACUGUGCUUGGGAACCUGUUCAUCAUCCUGGCUGUCAGCUCUGACCCCCACCUCCACACACCCAUGUACUUUUUCCUCUCUAACCUGUCUUUUGUUGAUAUCUGUUUCAUUACCACUACUGUCCCAAAGAUGCUGGUGAACAUCCAGACACAGAGUAAAGGUAUUUCCUACAUAGGAUGUCUCACUCAGGUAUAUUUUUUCAUUAUUUUUGCUGGCCUGGACAAUUUUCUUCUGACUGUGAUGGCCUAUGAUCGGUUUGUGGCCAUAUGUCACCCCCUACAGUACACGGUCGUCAUGAAUCCCAGGUUCUGUGGCUUGUUGGUUCUGAUAUGUUGGGUCAUCAUUUUCUGGGUCUCCCUACUUCAUAUUCUAUUAAUGAAGCGACUAAAGUUCUGUAUAGGCACUGAAAUUCCACAUUUCUUUUGUGAACUGGCUCAGAUGAUCAAAGUGGCUUGCUCUGAUGCCCUCAUCAAUAAUAUCAUUUUGUAUGUGGCAACUACCCUGCUGGCUGUAUUUCCUCUCAUUGGGAUCCUCUUCUCUUAUUCUCAGAUUAUCUCUUCCUUAAUAAGAAUGACCUCUGCUGCGGGCAAGUAUAAAGCAUUUUCUACCUGUGGUUCUCACCUCUCUGUGGUCUCCUUGUUCUAUGGGACAGGCCUUGGGGUCUACCUCAGUUCUACUCUGACUCAUUCUUCCCAGAGAAGCUCUAUUGCCUCAGUGAUGUACACUGUGGUCACACCCAUGCUGAAUCCCUUCAUCUACAGUUUAAGGAACAAGGAUGUGAAGGGAGCCCUGGGAAAGCUCCUCUGUAGAGCAAUCUCUUCUCCAUGA